Molecule: messenger RNA, 3619 nt
Organism: Vitrella brassicaformis
Lineage: Eukaryota; Vitrellaceae
Source: the annotation of a GenBank genome assembly
GGAUUUUGUCACUUUUGCAAAGAGGCUUCCUGACGAUGAAUGUUGAUGCUAUCGGCCGCGCUCUUCUCCUGCCUGCAGCCGACUACCAGCGAGAUGAAGCAGUCCUUCGCGCCCUGCAGCCGGCCGGUUCGUUCGACCGCUUCUUCUUCCAUCCACAGGAAGACAUCAUCACCAUCCGGCUGCCGCGGCUCAUCCCGAAGCUCUUCGACAACAACACCGACACAGCUUCGCUCGAGCAACAUGGCACGCGGGAGGUGAGGAUGCGGCGCGUGAGUGUGGCUGGCGAGGGGCUGCCGGCGGUGUGGGUCAUCGAAGGAUUCCUUGACGAGGCUGUGCUGGGGCUGCUGAGCCUGUAUCUGGAGCUGAUGGACAGCGAGGGCAAGUGGGAGAUAGUUCAAGUCGACGGAGAGGGAGGUGGCGGGGUGAGUGAGGCAAUCAACACAACACAACACAACACAACACACGAAUAAGGAGAAGGCAUGAUUGGAUGGGUCGAUGGACGGACGGAUCUGCACUUCUGGUUUGUCUGUGUGUGUGUCUUUCAGGAGCUGGAUGAGCGGGGCUCGACAGAAGGCUGUGAUGACCCGGCCAGCAGCGGCAGGGACCACCAAGUGCUGACAAUGAAGGACGGCAACAAAGGCGCACACCUCGUGGCCAUCGCCCUAGCCAGGUGAGCGACCAUGACGCACAACUCACAAGUACAUGCAGACAGACAGACAGACAAUUGUGUUGUGGUGUGUAUCAUCUCAUCACGGUCCGUCCACGAUGUGAUUGAUGUGUGUUGGCUGUGCUGUGCUGUGCUGUGUGUGCGGUACGGGCAGGACGGCUGCAGCGGUGUUUCAGUUGCCGGAGGACUUCAUCGACCAGCCGAUACAAGUUCCUCGCUACAAACAUGGCGAGGUGCGGACGAAUGGCUAACCUGACUGUAUGUAUGCUCUAUGCUGUAUGCUUUCUCCCUCCCCUUCUGGUAUGUGUGUGUGUCAGUUCUACGACAUCCACCACGACGACGGCAACGAGUUCGACCGCUUCACCCGGCCACAGCACAGAGAGGCCUUCUUCAGCGAGACCAAGAGCCCGCAGGCCAACUGGGCGAGUCUGUAUGCGGCCAUGAGCGAGCGGUCGGACAGGGGCCGGGUGCUGUACGAGUGGGACGACGACACAGCCAUCAGGAACGGGCCGGGCACACGCAUCGCAACCGUCCUCCUGGUCAGUGGAUAGAUUGUAUGUAUCAAACACAAGACACACACACACGCGGGGUGGGUGAGUCAUGGGCGUGUAUGGCUUGCUUCUGCAUGUGUGUGUUUGUGUGCAGUACCUGAACACGCCGAGCCGUUCUGAUGCAGGUGGCCGCACCGUGUUCCCUCUGGUCGCCGACUCUGCCGGCAACCAACUCGCGGGUCGCCCGCAGCUCAACAAGGCGCUCAUCUUUCCGAACAUACUCAACGCCGAGGGGCAGCUCGGUGAGCAACAAAGCAGCUGCCGUCCUGUCACGUGAGUGAAUGCGGGGCUGUGUGUCUGUCUGCAGACCCGCGGAUGUUUCAUUUCGCAGAGGAAAUCACCAACAAGGACGCCGAGUGAGUGACAGGCGGAGGAACACUACACGCGACACGGACGUCACACAAGUGUCCUCUGUGUCGGGGUGUGUGUGCGUGUGUGCAGGAAGGCGGUGGUCAACUUGUGGGUGUGCGACCGUCCGCGGGCGAUGCGGAUGCCCCAGAGAGAGUUCCAGUGCUACGCCCUACCCAAAGCCGACAAGUAUGUGAGCACACAACACGCAACACAACACACCAUAACCCAGCACAGUGCACAGCUGCUGUACCCAUAUGUGAAUUCCUGUGUGACGUCAGGCCAGCGUUCCUGUCGAGGAUCCACCACCCCUCCUGCCCGGCCGACACGCUGUGCGAGGCGUGCGGCUUCCCGCCCUCAUACUCAUUCGAGAAACUGCUACAGAACGGUCGGUGGGUCAGACAAACAAAUGGAUGGACCCUACACACGUAGGCUGGCACAUGUGAGAUGUGUGUGGAUACUUGCGAUGUGAGCAGCUGACGAGUGCACUUUGGACAGCAGCAGGAGUGCUGACAGGGCCAUGUGGCUGGCCCGGAUGACCACACGCCGAGACGGGGCCGCUGGCGAGUGGGUGCGCUGCCAUGGGCAGGGGCAGGGGCCGUGUGUGCGGGGCAUACACAGCUCUUGCCUGGCACUCAGGACAGGUCAGUGGACAUGCACCUAACAGGGAAACAGGGGAGCAUGGGCGAUGUAUGUUGAUUGUGAUUGUCCUGUCUGGCCGUACCAGGCCCGCCAAGCGGUGAUGAGUGGCGAUGCAGCAGAUGCAGGGGCAGGGAUACCAAGCCUGAACGAGAGCAGCAAGGAGGGGAGCCGGCAAUGCCCAAGGCCAGCACGCGCCCACCACACCGGCCACCCAACGGGCCGCCCCGUGGCCCUCUCCCCCAGAAGCGCAUCCACGAGAUGCUGGGUUCCAAACAGGAGAGAGAAGCGGGGGAGGAGCGGCCGGGUGAGAGGGAGUGGCUGAUGAGGGAGAUCGAGGCCAAGGGCCGUGAGCUGCAGGCGGUGACCAUCUCGGCGCUGCAGGGCAACAGGGGUCACAGGCCGGUGCGGGUCAACAUCCCGGCCUUCUCUCAGGCGGCCAGCCAGAGCAAGGACGUGCAUGGCCUGCGAAGCACCCUCAAGCACAUUCAGAAGAACAUUAUCAGCUUCAUGCCCCCACCAGUGGCACCACCCCUCUGCCCCUCGCCCAUGUCGCCUCCCUCCCCUCCCCAGCCUCCCCAGCGUCCUGCCAAGAAGCGGCGGGGAUUGAAGCUACUCGAUGGCGACGGCAAUGUGGUCGCGCCCAAGCAGCCAGCACACGGAGACGACGCUGCUUCGUCGCCUGAGGCCGAGCAACAGCCAGAAGUGCCUGCAGCAGCAGCACCACCAGGGGCGGCUCGUCCCGCCAUCGAUGUCAUUGAUCUGGAGUCCCCCGCAGGAGGCGAUGGGCUGAACCCACCCACACCGUCCCCUCACCCCAAGGCUGCGGCGGCUCCAGCCAAGGCUGCUGUCGAGACGUCCACGGCUGGUGCUGCCCCCCUGCCCCACCAAUCGACAGGAGUGCUGGCAGCGUCCCAUGGUGUCCGGGAGGCCGGCAGCCAGGCAGGAGCAGCAGGAGGUGGUGCCGUGAGAAGGGGUGGGGGCGUGAUUGAGGGUGGGCAAACUGUGAAGAGGGAGCAAGGGAACGGGAAGACAAUGCAGGAUGCCAUCAACCUUGACCUUGACGACGAUUAGUGUGGAGGAAUGGAUGGAUAGAUGGAUGGGCGGUGGUGUGUUGUGUACAGUGUCAAUUGCUCCUCGUUACUUGCUACCGAGUCAUGUUUUAGUUUCAUUUCCACUCACUCACAGCCGUCUGUCUGCAUUGAAUGCAUUACCUGCCUGCCUGACUGACCUUUGCCCUAUCCUAUAUUUGUCACGUGUGCAGUGUACUUUUACUACCGGGCUUGCUCAAGGGGCUCCAGACAGACAGACAGACAGACGCAGCAGUGUGCUGUGCGUAGACUCGCGGGAUGGAUUCACAUACCGUGUGCAGUGGACAGAUCAGAAUUCAUUCCAUUCAUUGAAUGUGAGUUCA